GGCCGCAGCCGCUGGGGCCCAGCAGGCUUUCACCAGAAAAUUGUGGGCGGAAACUUCCCCGGGGUUUGCUCUGAGCCGUCUUGAGGCUUCUCAGCUUCAGAUGCAAAGUGAGUGGGUGUCUCUUUGAGAAGCAGAAAGAGAGAACGAAAGAGAGGUGUUUCCCUUGGCUCUGGAAACUCUAUAAAGACCGAGCGGGCUUUUCUUCCCUGGAGCAGUGAGAAACAGCGGGUCCCGGCCUUGCCAUCUUCGCUGGGGGCCAGCCCGAGGAACAGGCUGCCAUGCAGCAGCCCCUGAAUUACCCGUACCCCCAGAUCUACUGGGUGGACAGCAGGGCCAGCUCUCCCUGGGGCUCUCCAGGGUCGGUCCUCCCGUGUCCGUCCUCUGUGCCGGGAAGGCCUGGGCAAAGGAGGCCGCCGCCGCCGCCGCCGCCACCAACACUACCACCGCCGCCGCCGCCGCCGCUGCCCCCACUGCCAUUGCCACCUCUGAAGACUAGGAGGGACCACAACACAGGGCUGUGUCUCCUUGUGAUGUUUUUCAUGGUUCUGGUGGCCCUGGUUGGACUGGGGCUGGGGAUGUUCCAGCUCUUCCACCUCCAGAAGGAGCUGGCUGAACUCAGAGAGUCCACCAGCCAAAAGCAUAUAGAAUCGUCUUUGGAGAAGCAAAUAGGUCAACUCAAUCCACCCUCUGAAAAAAAGGAGCUGAGAAAAGUGGCCCAUUUAACAGGCAAGCCCAACUCGAGAUCCAUCCCUCUGGAAUGGGAAGACACAUAUGGAAUUGCCCUGGUCUCUGGGGUGAAGUAUAAGAAGGGUGGCCUUGUGAUCAAUGAUACUGGGCUGUACUUUGUGUAUUCCAAAGUAUACUUCAGGGGUCAGUCCUGUAACAACCAGCCCCUGAACCACAAGGUCUAUAUGAGGAACUCUAACUAUCCCCAGGACCUGGUGCUGAUGGAGGGGAAGAUGAUGAACUACUGCACUAUUGGCCAGAUGUGGGCCCGCAGCAGCUACCUGGGGGCAGUAUUCAAUCUCACCAGUGCUGACCAUUUAUAUGUCAAUGUAUCUGCACUAUCUUUGGUCAGUUUUGAGGAAUCUAAGACAUUUUUUGGCUUAUAUAAGCUCUAAGAAAAGCACUUUGGGAUUCUCUCCAUAUGAUUCCUUGUUACAGGCACUGAGAAUAUGGUCGUGAAUGAGAGUCUUCUUAAGCCCACUUGAAGUCAAGUGAGAAGUCAUGAGCCAAGUAGACCUUGAGAUCACAAGGCCCAGCAGGUCUACAGUUCCUCAUCUCCCUGUAGAUGUCCAUCUGUCUGGUCCACAUGCCAGAUAAGAGGGGAAAUAUGACUGAAGAGCAUGAGACUCUCGCUGCCAUAUGAAGAUGCAGAGGCAGGAAGAAGCAGCUACCAGGGUGUUCUGCACUCAUCUUAAGUAGCCAAAAGCACUUUGGCACAUUGGAAAAGACAAUUAACUCACCUCUUGGGGUGAGUUUACUGUCUACCUCAGAGGAGGCUGCCUUUCAGAUAUAUGGAUAUGACAUGAGUGUAUAAAGGAUGGAAAAAGAGGACUAGGUUGCAUGAUAAGCUAAAGAGAUGGAAAGGCCAGUGUCCCAUUGGCAGCAUCUUUAUUUCUAAAUGCAUAGCCUGAGCCACCAGGUGAUGCUAACAGAGAAGAAAGGGGGAUCUUUUGGGAAGUUGGUCUAUUCCCUACGCCGCAUGUACAUUUUCAGUGCAAUUGUAGAGGUAUGUAUGUGUGCACGCGUGCAUGUGUGUGUGCACGCAUGUGCAUGUAUUCAUAUGCAUGUGACUAGAAGAGUUACAUAAGUAGAGACAAUGUGAAGAUUGGGAAGAACAUGUAGGAAAACAUGGGUUGCGCAGUGGUAGAUUUUGAAUAUUUCUUGGCAACUAUCUCAGCUGUCCUCAAAAUAGUCCUCAAGACUCUUUGAAUGUCAGCUAUUGAUGCUGUUUUCCUAUAAUAUAAUCAGUAUUUAUAUACAUUUUGUGUAUUUUAAUG
Molecule: messenger RNA, 2003 nt
Organism: Hyaena hyaena (striped hyena)
Lineage: Eukaryota; Metazoa; Chordata; Mammalia; Carnivora; Hyaenidae
Gene: FASLG
Product: Fas ligand
Exons: 4
Coding region: 279-1121 (280 amino acids)
Biological process (GO): positive regulation of canonical NF-kappaB signal transduction; apoptotic process; extrinsic apoptotic signaling pathway via death domain receptors
Cellular component (GO): membrane
Molecular function (GO): tumor necrosis factor receptor binding
Source: RefSeq, a predicted model, not a curated record